AUGUGGUUGCUUCAUCCAGGGUUCAUUGAUUUUGUCAAGGGUAUUUGGGAAGAACCAGUGGCUGGCUCCCCCCUACUUGUCUUGUUCUUGAAACUAAAGAGGCUUCGGGGUACACUCCGGAAGUGGAACAGGGAGGUUUUUGGGAAUGUGCACCAGCAGGUUAAGGAUGCUGAAGAUUGUGUUUGCAGAAUAGAGGUGGCCUAUGACCAGAGCCCUAAUGAGGGGGCUAAGGAGGAACUCGAGGAGGACAGGAAAAUCUUGGAAGGGGUGCUCCUCCAGGAGGAAAUUUUCUGGAAGCAAAAAUCCAGAGUUUCCUGGCUUAAGGAGGGGGAUCGUAAUAUUAAGUUUUUCCAUUCCAUGGUUAAUAUCAGAAGAAGACAGGCCAGAGUGGACAAGAUUAAAGGGGCAGAUGGGGAGUGGAUCUGUGACCCUGAAGGGGUGCAGGCUGAGGCGAUCAUUGUUUCUAGGUUGGUGGGCUUGCUUUCGCCUCUUGUGGAAGCGGAACAGGGUGCUUUUGUGAAGGGCAGGUGCAUCCAUGAUAAUAUCUCCAUUGUCCAGGAGGUUGCUCAGGACCUAAAUAGAAAGACUCGGCGGGGAAAUGUGAUCCUCAAGCUUGAUAUGGCCAAGGCAUAUGACCGGUAUGAAGGUUUCUCAAGGCAGCUGGUCAACAGGCAAAAAAGCUGUUUUGUGUUGGGUAGGAAAGCCUCCUUGGCAAGGGCCCAUAUGAUCGGGGUGGUGACUGGUUUUCCUAGAAAGACGCUUCCAAUUACCUACUUGGGAGCUCCUCUUUAUGCUGGCAGGCUUAAAAUAUGUUUCUUUGAUGAUAUGGUUGGAAAAAUAAGAAACAAAGUGGCAGGAUGGAAGGGAAAGCUCCUAUCAACUGGGGGUCGUGUUACGCUCCUAAAGCAUGUUCUCUCCUCUAUUCCCAUUCAUGUGCUUGCAACUCUGAUUCCUCCUAAGGCUGUCAUCAGAAGACUUUACGGGAUUUUUGCUGAUUUCCUAUGGGGCUGUUCUGAAUGGGGGAAGCGAAGACAUUGGGUGUGCUGGCGCAAGUUCUGCAGGCCCCUCCAAGAAGGGGGCUUGGGGGUUCGGCUGUUGGAAGAUGUUGGGCUCUCGCUCAGGCUUAAGGGGCUUUGGAAAGUCUUCACUGAGGACUCUCUUUGGAGUGAGUUUUUUAGGGCAAAAUACUUUAGGAACUCACAUGUUGUGCUGGCCGGGGUUCAGGGCGUGGGUUCGAAAGUUUGGCGUAGUACUCUGGCCUUCAAAGAGUUUCUACUGAACAGGUCAAAAUGGCUGCUUGGUUCUAGUAACAUUUCUUUUUGGCUGGGUAACUGGACGGGCGCUGGUCCUCUGUUAGAUCAUGUUGACAAUGCGCUGCAAAUUGAUUUGGACUUGAGGAUCAAGGAUGCCUUGGAUGAGGACGGAGCUUGGAGGCAGGAGAUUCUCGAUGCCAUAAACUCAGUUGCUGCCAGGGAUAGCGUAGUUCUCCACAAUUUUGCCCCGUCUGGGAGGUGUGAUGUGCUCGCCUGGACCCCCUCUACUGGUGGGAGUUUUACUACCAAGUCGACCUAG
Messenger RNA from Telopea speciosissima, 1572 nucleotides. RefSeq lists its product as uncharacterized. Lineage: Eukaryota; Viridiplantae; Streptophyta; Magnoliopsida; Proteales; Proteaceae. Bases 1 to 1572 code for a protein of 523 amino acids. The record is from RefSeq and is a predicted model, not a curated record. The transcript has 3 exons.